Fusarium keratoplasticum is the source of this 750-nucleotide messenger RNA. RefSeq names its product FAD linked oxidase. Bases 1 to 750 code for a protein of 249 amino acids. NCBI's taxonomy places the organism in Eukaryota, Fungi, Ascomycota, Sordariomycetes, Hypocreales, Nectriaceae. The transcript is spliced from 2 exons. The record is from RefSeq and is a predicted model, not a curated record.
AUGGCCGCAACGGUGAAGGCCUACCCCAUCUCUUCUCUGCGUCUAACCGAGAACAGGGUGUGGACUCGUGUGCUGAUGUUUCCUCCCGCCGCCCUCAACGAUAUGGUUGAAGCAUUUUCCUCCUUUGACCCACCAGCCGUGCCUCUCAACGUCCAAAUCACCUUUCUAUACAGUCCGCCUGGUGCUCCCGCGGCUGGCUCACCCAUCAUCGUUCUCUCAGCGACAUACUACGGUCCUUCUGAGGAUGCUGAAAAGGCCGCUACCAAGUUGUUCGAAGUGAUUCUUGUCGGAAAGGCCCUCAAGGCCUUGACUCCCCAGGCCAUCAAGGAGAGCUUUGCGAAAUGGCCUCAAGUCAUGGAACAGCCUCCCGGCGCGGCUCGCACGUCAGUCGUGUUUUACAAGUUCAACCCAGAUAAACUCCGCGCCAAGGGAAAUAUGAAGGAUAUUGAGAACAGGUUCCUUGAGGGGCGAGAUAGGGGCUCAACAGCGAUGGCCUUGACGUGGUGCGUAGCUCCGGCGUCGAGAGACAGGCUAGUCGACUUUGUAGACGAGUUUCUCAACACUUGUCGAUGUUCAGGCGGAGUUCCGCCGAAGACAUUUGCGAAUACGAUGAGACUUGGUGUGAACUUGGACGAGCUGUUUCAGGAGGAGAAGUUGGAGGAGUUGCAAAGGGUGAGGGAGCAUUGGGACCCGCAUAGCGCGUUCUGGAGCCCGUACAAGCCGGCCCUGACAACCCAGACACGUCUCUGA